UGGGCUGGUCAUGGUGCUUGGGGUGGACCUUGGGCCGGUCAUGGUGCCUGGGCUGGUAAUGGUGCUUGGGCUGGGCCAUGGGCUGGUCCCGCUGCUGUCGAUGUUAGCGGUGCUUGGGGUCAUGGUUAUGGUGCAUGGGGCGGCUAUCCCGGUAUCUCCCUAAGCCAAGGACCUGGUUUGGCUCAUGGUGCUCAUGGACCCGGUGUAUACGUUGCCAAGACUCGUGGUGCUGUUCACACCGCUCCUUUGGCUGGUCAUCUUAACUCUGCCACUUCUGUGAAUGUGGCUCCUGCUCCUGGUACACAUUAA
This is a messenger RNA of Musca vetustissima, 309 nucleotides long. RefSeq names its product adult cuticle protein 1-like. Lineage: Eukaryota; Metazoa; Arthropoda; Insecta; Diptera; Muscidae. The transcript has a single exon. The record is from RefSeq and is a predicted model, not a curated record. The annotation marks the transcript as partial.